AUGGCCAGCAUUAAUACUCCUGCCGUUGUGAUGGCAAUUGCAACAAGAUCAUCAGGAUCAUCAAGUAAACCGUCCGCGCCUUCAAAACCGUCAUUUUUGAGCUCAUCCACCGCUUCGUCAGGAAAGAGCUCCGGAGGUAACUUGUCAUUGAAGAGAGACAUGGAAGACCUUGAUUUUUUUAUUGGUGAUGAGGCAUUGCAAGCUGCAAAGGGCCCAUCUUAUUCGCUCAACUAUCCAAUUAGACACGGUCAAAUUGAAAACUGGGACCAGAUGGAGAGGUUUUGGGAGAAUUCUAUCUUUAAGUACUUGAGAUGCGAGCCCGAAGAUCACUACUUUCUGCUCACCGAACCUCCGUUGAAUCCGCCUGAAAACAGAGAAAACACAGCCGAGAUUAUGUUUGAGUCCUUCAAUUGCGCCGGUCUCUACAUUGCCGUGCAAGCCGUGCUUGCGUUGGCCGCUUCCUGGACUUCGUCGAAAGUUGUGGACAGAUCCUUGACCGGCACGGUCAUUGACUCCGGAGAUGGUGUUACACACGUUAUUCCCGUUGCCGAAGGUUACGUUAUUGGAUCCGCUAUCAAAAACAUACCGAUUGCAGGUAGAGACAUUACAAGUUUCAUCCAGACACUUUUGAGAGAAAGAGGAGAGAAAGAUACUUCUUUGAAGACAGCCGAACAAAUCAAACAACAAUUCUGUUAUGUUUGCCCGGAUAUCGUCAAAGAGUUCAACAAAUUUGAUUCUCAUCCAGAUAUGUUUGCCAAAUACAUUGUCGAGACAGUCAGCAAGUCGAAAAUAGAAGUUGAUGUUGGAUACGAGAGAUUUUUGGCUCCUGAAAUAUUCUUCAACCCUGAGAUCGCGUCGUCCGACUUCCUUACUCCAUUACCAAACACUGUGGAUAUGGUGAUCCAGGCUUCUCCUAUCGAUGUCCGCAAGAACCUUUACAAGAAUAUUGUUUUGAGUGGAGGAUCAACCAUGUUCAAGGACUUUGGAAGACGUUUGCAGAGAGACUUGAAAACGUUGGUCAAUGAAAGAGUUGCUCAGAGCGAGCGCACCAGUGGUUCCAAAUCGAGUGGUGUCACUGUUCAGGUGAUUUCUCAUAAAAGACAGAAGAACGCUGUGUGGUUCGGAGGAUCUCUUUUGGCUCAAACAUCCGAAUUCAAGAGCUACUGUCAUACUAAGCGCGACUACGAAGAGUAUGGACCAAACAUUGUCAGAAACUUUUCUUUGUUCAGCGUUCCAUAG
This is a messenger RNA of Ogataea philodendri, 1239 nucleotides long. RefSeq lists its product as uncharacterized. The record is from RefSeq and is a predicted model, not a curated record. The coding region runs from base 1 to 1239 and encodes 412 amino acids. NCBI's taxonomy places the organism in Eukaryota, Fungi, Ascomycota, Pichiomycetes, Pichiales, Pichiaceae. Gene Ontology annotation, cellular component: Arp2/3 protein complex; actin cortical patch. Gene Ontology annotation, molecular function: actin filament binding. The transcript is spliced from 2 exons. Gene Ontology annotation, biological process: Arp2/3 complex-mediated actin nucleation.